Molecule: messenger RNA, 2546 nt
Organism: Clonostachys rhizophaga
Lineage: Eukaryota; Fungi; Ascomycota; Sordariomycetes; Hypocreales; Bionectriaceae
Source: the annotation of a GenBank genome assembly
AUGUUUACUUCCGGCUCGACAGGCCAACCGAAGGGCGUGGUGCAAACACAUAACGCUAUCUCUCGCAGUCUCAAACGCGUUUCCAGAGCCGUUGGGCUCGAUGAAAAGACGAGGUUUUUCCAAUUCGCAUCAUAUUCAUUCGACGCAAGUAUUUUCGAGGUGUUCGGCCCUUGGUCUGUUGGUGGAUGUCUCUGUGUCCCAAAGCCGGACGACAAAGUGGCAGAUAUAUCAUCCCUAAUGCGAGAUCUGCGGGUCAACAUUGCUACACUUACGCCAACAAUUGCCAACCUGUUAUCCCCGCAGGAUUUGCCGGACCUCAAAACUCUUUGUAUCGGAGGUGAAGCACCUUCGGAUACGCUGUGUCAUCGAUGGGCUUCGGAGUUGGAUCUAAAUGUUCUGUACGGUACGACAGAAACCGCCGUUUGGGACACUUUCGGGCGGAUCUCGGGUAAGGACCUUGUUGCUCAAUAUAUGGGCUUCCCGGUCCAGGAUCCCCUCUGGAUUGUUCAUCCGGAAAAUCACCGCCACCUCUCACUCCCCGGUAUUGCUGGAGAAAUAUGUGUUCAAGGGCCAAGUAUAGCAAAAGGCUACUUAGGGAUGCCAGAACUCACAGCUGAGAGGUUUAUCACGGGUCCUAUCUGGUUACUAGAUCAAACUCGAAAACGGAUAGAAAGAGACGACGUCAUAUACAAAUCUGGGGAUCUUGGCCGAUCACUAAAGGAUGGAUCUUUUGCACAUCUUGGGUGGAAGGAUCGUCAAGCCAGCGCCUGGAGUUAGCCGAAGUUGAGGCAGCCUUGAAGCGUUAUGUCCCUGACGAAUACAAAAUUGUUGCUGAUAUGGUGGAAUGGGGGUGCCAGGAACAGCUUUUUGCCUUCUUUGCAGCUGGGCAAUUCAGUGCAUCUGAGAUCAAGAUUUCUUCCUCCAAGGACGAAGAAAUCAAGGAGGCAGUGAAACACAUGGAGGAGCAUUACCCGAGAUAUAUGGUUCCUCGGAAUUUUCUUGCCAUAUCCCAUAUUCCCUUAACCCGCACUGGGAAAAUUGAUCGUAACCUGCUGGCUGGUCUCGCUGCGAAGAAGCUUGCUGAUAAGGAGCAAAAUGUGUCCACACCAACUCAUGGUCAAGAAGCCAGUGCGGAGAGCACGCAAAGUUUAAAGGAAGUGAACAAGAUUAUUCAGGACCAUUAUAAUGAUUCAAAUCAUUCAAAAGCACCACACUUGGCAGGGGAUUGCAACUUAUCUUCUUUGGCUAUUGAUUCAGUGGAUGCUGCAUCUAUAGCGAGCAAAUUGAACAAAGGCUUACAGCUUGACGUUUCAACCACGAGCUUGCUCAAAGAUGAUCUAAAGACUAGCGAUAUCCUGGAAGCAGGACGGAAAAUUCCCUCGACAGCAUGCCCAAAUUUUGAUAUUGAUCAAUUGAGCAGUGACCUUGAACUAUGGAAGUCCAGAAUUUGGACUGCCUGCAACCAAUCGGUGCUUCUUACAGGAGCCACAGGGUUUCUCGGGAACGAGCUGCUGCACCAGUUAUUACUCAAAGCAGCGAUUCAUAAAGUUUUUGCGUUAAUGCGUGGAAAAGACAUUCACGAUGCCAAACAACGUCUGAUAGGGAUAAGUAAGGAAGGAGGGUGGUGGGACGAUUCGUAUACAGAUCGGGUCGAGGUCUGGUUAGGCGAUCUGUCCCAGAGGCGACUUGGUCUCAGCUUUUGUAAUUGGCAAAAGGCUUUCAAAACAGGCCCUCACCUACGGGGCAUCGACAUAAUCAUCCAUAAUGGCGCUGUUGUUAACUGGGCUUCGGGGUUCUCCACCAUGGAGGACUCUAAUGUGGCCAGCACCUUUGAAAUAUUGAAAGGCUUGUCACUCUCUGGCGAUCCCCCAGCGCUAGUCUAUGUGUCUGGAGGUUAUAUGCCACCCGGAUCGGAGGACGAACAAGAAUUGCUGAAGAGAUUGAGCAAUAUGCCGGGCUACGACCAGACCAAAUUCGUAUGCGACCGUAUGAUUGAUUAUUUCAACCACAACAUCGUCCGGAAUAGUCGCUUUGUGUCAGCUAUACAGCCGGGUUUUAUAGCUGGCUCUACCAAAAAUGGGUUCUCACAAGUUGGAGACACAGUCUGGCGUCUCGUUAAAUCCUGUAUUCUGAUGGGCACUUAUAGUGUCUUAGAUGCAGAUAAUUGGAUCCCUAUAGCUGGCGUGGAUCAAGUUGCUGCUAUUACUUUACACGCUGGAUUUGAAGGUGUGGAGGGCGGGAGCAAUCAUUUGAACAUUUAUGGUGGCAUUGUGCUAAAAGACAUCUGGGAUUUUCUAGUUCAGAUGGAGUACAAUUUGGAGGCCAUUGACCAUGAGACAUCGUAUAACAAUCUGCUAGAAGAGAUGCAGAGGAAGGGUUCUGAACAUCCGAUGCAUCCCUUGAUGGAUUGGGUCCAACAAAAUAAGGGUAUCCUUGGCGAUCCUGCACCAGAUCAAAGCAUGUUUCACGAUACCUGUGUUAACUCGCAUGAGGCAGUCCACAAGAGUUUGAGCUAUUUACACGAGAUAGGAUACUUUGGUAGGUGA